UGCGCCGGGGAACGGAGGUAGAAGGAGCGGAAGUAGCGGUUGCCAUGGUAACCGGGCCUGCAGGAGAGAUGUCGGAGAACAGUUAUAGCAUCAGACCCGCUUUUCAACACAGAUUCAAGACAGCCAUUGUGAAAGGGAAGAUCAGUAACGUGCUGAAAGAGGAAUUAUCGAACAAGCUUUAUAACCCAGAGGAAGUCCCUUACAUGACUAGGAAGAUUGCAGAGGCCAUAAAGACUCAAGUAAAAGCAUGCGCAUUUGAGCGAUACAAACUGGUGGUACAGGUCGUUAUUGGAGAGCAGCGAGGUGAAGGAGUGAAAAUGGCUGCACGGUGUUUCUGGGAUGCUGAUACGGAUAACUUUGCACAGGACGUGUAUAUGAAUGACAGCCUGUUCUGCGUUGCUGCUGCCUUUGGCUGUUACUACUAUUAGCAGCCCUCAAGCAUCUAACUGGAGCCAGUGCUGUUAUUAAAUGUCUUCAUGUGAAUAUCUUAAAAGUUUUUGCAUCCGUACGAUAGGUUUUAUAAUAAAGUGCUGCGUAAUGUAAUAGCUCAUGCGAAGAAUAAAGAAAUGUACAGUGAUUUUGUGCAAGUUGUCCCUGGUUAAAAUAAACUCUGCACAACAUAUGUACAGAAAAUGCUGAAAUGUAUGCAGCACGUCUGUCAGUAUCUGAAAAGAACCAAUGGAGGCUAACAAUAUUGAUGUCGACGCCUCUUCAGAACCUCUCAUCCAGUGCCAGUUAUGAUAGAGGCUGCACACACAAACUAUUUGUGCAUGCUUCUGUGCUGCCCUGUCCAGUAAGGGGUCAGCAAGCACACAGGAAAAUCUACCCUUUUUAAAUCUGUGCUUAUGCAAAAAAAAAAAAAUGCCUUGACUUAAACACCUUGCUCGUUUUGGAAUUUAACUGUGAGGAUGUGAUGCUUCAGCUGUACAGACCGCACCUGGGGGACAGUGUCAUCGUGCCUUAGGAAGGGUGCUUUGAUUUUGGAGGAGAUGCAGCAUAGAUUCAUCAGAAUUGUGCAUCGGUUAGAGGACAGGAAUACCAACUUAAAUUUAUGCAGCCAGUCUUCAGAAUUUAACCUUUUUAGCCACCAUAUCUCGAGCAUUGGUUCACAAGUUGGAGCCACAAGGUAUGUAAUAUGUACAUUAAACAACCGAAUAGGUUGUUUUACGUGUGGUUGCUUCAAUGUGGAAUGGAAUCAGCAAGCACUAACCUCAAGCUUUGGGUCACAGAUGGAGGUGGAUGCAUGUUGGAAGUUGGUUUACCCUGUUGAUUAAUUUAGAAAGAAGUCAACAGCAGUCUGAAAGUAAUAGACAAAAGAAUGGCGCGAGGAAACUUGUCGAGAGGGAUCAGAUGACAAAGGUUGGGAACUAUUUAGCAGUCGUAAAAUUUCUUAGUUGUGCGUAGUCACUAUUGUGUGGGAUCAUGGUGUCGCAAUAGAAAUUGGCCCGGAUUUUGUGGUCUUAUUGAUGGUGAAACCGUCAACGUUGACCUUCACUAUGACUCUGAAAUUGACAGCAAGUUCUGGCAUCAGCACAUCUGUAGUUAAAUGGGGGAAUCCAGAAGUUGCUGUUAGUGAUUCCAUGCUCCUCCCCAGACUCUGCUAUGGGAACCCCUGCAGAUGCAAUCUUUAGACAUUGAACUGACAAGAAUCUCCCCAUGUAAUAUUGCUCUUGAAAACUGCAAAAAUGUUAUGGCUUGUUAAAGAGGUGUAACUAUGUUUUUAACAACCCUAACUACUGCUGAUCAGCCUUUCUGACCCUAAUUUCAUAUUUGUGCAAUGUCUGUUUUUUUCCAUUUUUGAUAAAUGCAUUGUUUAUUUUUUUUAAGUUUGUUUAUUUCAGCCUCUAGUAUACAUCCUCAAUCUUUAUUUCACUCCCUGAAAAAUUUAUUAAAAGGAUAAUCGAUUCAUUUAA
Carcharodon carcharias (great white shark) is the source of this 1913-nucleotide messenger RNA. RefSeq names its product dynein light chain Tctex-type 2B (gene dynlt2b). The transcript has 5 exons. Gene Ontology annotation, molecular function: dynein intermediate chain binding. Gene Ontology annotation, cellular component: cytoplasmic dynein complex; cytoplasm. Gene Ontology annotation, biological process: microtubule-based movement. The coding region runs from base 45 to 428 and encodes 127 amino acids. NCBI's taxonomy places the organism in Eukaryota, Metazoa, Chordata, Chondrichthyes, Lamniformes, Lamnidae. The record is from RefSeq and is a predicted model, not a curated record.